This is a messenger RNA of Esox lucius (northern pike), 2326 nucleotides long. RefSeq names its product sodium/hydrogen exchanger 9B2. Gene Ontology annotation, biological process: proton transmembrane transport. Bases 466 to 2004 code for a protein of 512 amino acids. NCBI's taxonomy places the organism in Eukaryota, Metazoa, Chordata, Actinopteri, Esociformes, Esocidae. Gene Ontology annotation, cellular component: membrane. The transcript is spliced from 12 exons. The record is from RefSeq and is a predicted model, not a curated record. Gene Ontology annotation, molecular function: antiporter activity.
CUUUCUAUUUUCACAAUACAAUGAAGACAUAUUUUAACAACAUAAUGAGGACAUAUUUUAACAACAUAAAGAGGACAUAUUUUAACAAAAAGGGAGGACAUAUUUGAACAACAUAAUGAGGACAUAUUUGAACAACAUAAAGAGGACAUAUUUGAACAACAUAAAGAGGACAUAUUUCAACAACAUAAUGAGGACAUAUUUGAACAACAUAAAGAGGACAUAUUUGAACAACAUAAUGAGGACAUAUUUGAACAACAUAAUGAGGACAUAUUUGAACAACAUAAUGAGGACAUUUUUUAACCCAAGUUCCAACUGGGGCCAUGGUUAGUCAUACAUGUUGGGUUGUUGAUGUUAGAUUUAUAUUGAGAUUAGGGUUUGAGUACAGUUUAAGAUUAGGAGAAGUAAAAGUAGAAUUUUUCAAGGACUGUCAAUUUUGGUGUCGCUAUUUAAAUAGGUGAGGAAACCAUGUCGGACUCUUCGAUGUCAGACUCCUCCCCCUGCUGCUCGUGUUCCUGCUUCAAACAAAUGAAACAGCGAUGUCCCCGACCACACGGCUUUCUGGCCCACGCUGUCACUAAGGUGGUUAUGGCAGCGUUGUGGUUCGGGGUGGUCUGGUCCAUCACUGGGAAGGAGUGCUAUCCAGGGGGGAAUCUGUUCGGCAUCAUCAUCUUGUUUCUCUCUGCCGUGUGUGGAGGAAAACUGGUCGGAUUGAUCAAAUUUCCAACAAUCCCCCCGUUUCCACCUCUACUUGGUAUGUUAACAGCAGGUCUCCUUCUCCGUAACGUCCCGUAUGUAACAGAUGUGGUCCACAUUGAGCAGGCCUGGUCAGCGUCUCUGAGGAACAUCGCUCUGGCCAUCAUACUGACCCGUGCUGGACUGGGCCUUGAUCCCACGGCUCUCAGCAGGCUCAAGGCGGUGUGUUUGCGAGUGGCAGUUGGACCGUGUACAGUUGAGGCCUUGACAGUAGCUGUGAUGUCCCACUUCCUGAUGGACCUGCCCUGGAUCUGGUCAUUUAUACUUGGGUUUGUCCUGAGUGCUGUUUCUCCAGCGGUGGUCAUUCCCUCCAUGUUGUUGCUCCAGAAGAAUGGCUACGGGGUGGAGAAGGGAAUCCCCACCCUCCUGAUGGCUGCUGGGAGUUUUGAUGCCCUCUUGGCCAUCACAGGGUUUAGUACCUGUCUGGGUGUGGCCUUCGCUACAGGCUCUACCUGGAUGAACAUACUAAAAGGUGUACUAGAGGUGGUUGGGGGGUCGGUGGCUGGACUGCUCCUAGGACUCUUCAUCUGUUUCUUUCCCAGUCUGGACCAGGAGGAUGUGGUUCUGAGGAGGAGUGCCAUGUUGCUGGGUCUGGCUGUCUUCUCUGUGUUUGGGAGUCGAGUGGCUGGUUUCCCUGGAGCAGGAGGUCUCUGUACUCUGGUCAUUGCCUUCCUAGCUUCCCUGGGCUGGGGGACAGAGAAGGCCCCAGUUGCAGCUGUGCUGGGUAGAUUCUGGGAUGUCUUCCAGCCACUGCUGUUUGGACUGAUAGGAGUAGAGAUUAAAAUAUCUACACUGAACCCCAACACAAUAGGUCUGGGCAUGGCGUGUCUGGCUGUGGGUCUGGUCAUUAGGCUCCUCGUCAUGUUCCUCAUGGUUUUCUUCGGAGGCUUCAACAUGAAGGAGAAACUGUUCAUCUCUGUGGCCUGGAUCCCCAAAGCCACUGUCCAGGCAGCAAUAGGUUCUACAGCACUAGACAUGGCCCGUAUGUCUGGGGAUGAAGUUCUGGUGAAGUAUGGUCUGGAUGUUCUGACCGUGGCGGUUAUGGCCAUCCUCACUACAGCACCCAUCGGAGCUCUGGGGAUCGGCCUGGCAGGACCCAAACUACUGAAAAGACACACACAGAGUGCCACUUUGCCAAUCGAGGAGGUCAGACUGCAAGAGGCAUCAGAAACCUCCGGUUCUACGAAGUGUAAAAGGAACAUCUGUGGGAUGGCUCAGCUUCAUCCUCUGCUCCCACGUCAUUCUGUCUAGAUGACCCCCAAUGACCCUGAUCUAAGGUCACAGGCGCUAACAUCAGCGCUGGGGAACUACUGGGGAUGACGGGCCCUUUUCUGUGGAAAAGGAAGCUCCUGUCAUUUGUGUCAUUUUUAAAGUCACCCAUUUUUCUGUAUUGUUCAGUUUUUUUAAAUGUUGAAGGUAACCGGGAGUCCGUCCUUUACCAGCGAAAUAUGUCUUCAGUGGACAUUUAUGCCUUUUCUGCUUUUUGCUGGUUGGAUGAGAUACUGUUUACAUUAUUGCACAAACCUGUGCCUCAAUGUGCCCAUUAUUUAGUAAAAAUAAAAAAAUGUAUAAA